GUCGCCAUUCCCCUGUGUGACGUCAUAGUGCAUUGUUGUGAGAGUAGCGGAGCAUCCCUCAAGCUGUCAGCUGUGCUGCUGCUGCUGCGGGAGCCCGAGCCCGAGCCGGCCCAGCCCCCUUCUCCUCCCCCCGCCCCGGGGGCUCCGGAGCUCCGCGCCCGUGUAGCCUUGUCUGUGUGGAGCCCCUCCGGGCCCCCCUCCCCCGCACGCUCCAGUCCGCCCUCCCCCCGCCCCCCUAGAACCAUCUCAAUGAGAUGCAAACAUGAAAGACAAGAGGAAGAAGAAGGACCGCACCUGGGCCGAGGCUGCCCGCCUGGGAGGAGCUGCCCAGGUGUGCUGAGGGGCCUGUACUCAGGAAGAGAAACAGGGAAUCCUCCACAGCAUUGGAAAAACACCCCAACUCACCAAUGACUGCAAAACAAAUACUGGAAGUAAUUCAGAAAGAAGGGUUAAAAGAAACAAGAUCAUCAUCUGGCCAAUCCUCCUCUCUGUACCUGGAAGGAAAACCAACUCUUAAGGAAUGGAACCUCUCCAUUAGCUUGUCUGAAUGCAAUGCUUCAUACUAACACUCGUGUAGGUGAUGGAACAUUCUUCAAAAUCCCUGGGAAGUCGGGACUCUAUGCUCUCAAAAAAGAAGAAUCUACAUGCCCAGCAGAUGGAACAUUAGAUAUAGGAUGUGAAUCUGAGUUAGAUGGCACUGAAAUGGCUGAGACAAACAAUAGUAAUGGAGAAGAAAAUGGAGUUUGUCCAAAGCAGAUACCUGAAGAAGCGUCUUCCAAUCGAGACUCAAGCCUUACUAACACACCAGUGCAAAGCAAGCUAGUGUCUUCCUUCCAGCAGCACACCAAAAAGGCACUUAAACAGGCUUUAAGACAACAGCAGAAAAGAAGAAAUGGAGUCUCAAUGAUGGUAAACAAGACUGUUCCUCGUGUUGUUUUGACACCAUUAAAGGUGUCUGAUGAGCAGUCGGAUUCACCUUCAGGAUCUGAAUCUAAAAAUGGUGAAGCAGACAGUUCUGAUAAAGAAAUGAAACAUGGGCAAAAAUCUCCAACUGGAAAACAAACAAGUCAGCACUUAAAGAGAUUAAAAAAGUCUGGUUUAGGACAUUUGAAAUGGACCAAAGCUGAGGAUAUUGACAUAGAAACACCAGGAUCUAUUCUAGUGAACACUAACCUGAGGGCUUUAAUAAACAAACACACCUUUGCUUCCUUACCUCAGCAUUUUCAACAAUACCUCCUGCUUUUGCUUCCAGAAGUAGACAGGCAGAUGGGAAGUGAUGGAGUUUUGCGCCUCAGUAGUUCCGCUCUAAAUAAUGAAUUCUUUGCAUAUGCAGCACAAGGGUGGAAACAACGAUUGGCAGAAGGAGAAUUUACUCCAGAAAUGCAGUUGCGCAUCAGACAAGAGAUUGAAAAGGAAAAGAAAACAGAACCUUGGAAGGAAAGGUUCUUUGAAAGGUUUUAUGGUGAAAAGUUGGGAAUGUCAAGAGAAGAAUCUAUGAAGCUCACUUCAGUACAGAACAGUGAUGAAGAUGAGAGUAGUUUGCUGUGUGGAUCUUCUGGUAUACCUGGUCCUUCUAAACAAACAACUUUUGAGGACCAUGAACAGAAAAGCAUGAAAAUUCCACCUCUUCCUGAAAGAGAUUUCUGUCAGUCUCUUUGUAAUGUGGAACAGGUUCCAGUCAAGGAUCUAAUGGCGGAAUCAGAUUCAGAGGAUAUAUUGGUACCUGAUGAAUCUGUAAUUCAGGAAGAGAUUGCUGAGGAGGUUGAGACAAGUAUCUGUGAAUGCCAGGAGGAGAACCAUAAAACAGAACAUGAGUUUUCUGAGGAGCCAGUAAGCCCAGCUGGUACUAAUGAAGAAGUAGAAGCAGUGCCACUUGCAGACAACUCAGCAUCUUGUGUUGUAAUGAAUGAUGUAGUUGAUACUUUGUCUCACAUUGAAAUUAAAGUGGAGUUGAAAUCAGAAUGUCCUCAGGAAGAAAUGUCAGUUGUGAUUGAUCAGCUGGAGGAUUGUUUAUCACCUGCUUCAUCUACGAACUCUGUCAGCGAUACAGCAGAGAGGGAUUCUGAGUCUACAAAAGAGCUAAGUGCUCCAGAAACACAAAACUCUGCUUUAGAAGGCUCAUUGUUCACUGAUGGAGGCAUUGCUGUUGAUAUGGAGCUACAGAGUGACCCUGAUGAACAAUUAUCUGAAAAUGCUUGUAUUUCUGAAACUUCCUUUUCUUCUGAAAGCCCAGAGGGACCUUGUAUUGGUAUUGCCUCUCCAGGAGGUGACACACAGUCCACUUCAGAGGAGCCCUGUACUCCAGCAUCUCAUGAAACGGCUUGUUCAUCUGAGGCAGCCAGCAGUGAAAAUAUUGAACCUGAUAGUCAGCAAAAGACCAUUGAAGAAAGCCUGCACACACCUUUAAUGUCAGAAAUAUCUCCAGUGUCCACUUCACCUGUAACCUCAGAAGCAUCUCUGACAUCAAACUUACCUUUGACGUCAGAGGCAUCACCAGCUUCUAAUUUACCUUUAACAUCAGAAACCUCUCCAAUGUCUGAUUUACCGUUAACAUCAGAAACCUCUUCCAUGUCUUCUGUACUUCUAGCUUCUGAAACAUCCGUGGCAACCAGUUUACCUUUUCUGUCAGAAGCAUCUCCAAUUUCUAAUUCCCCACAGAGUGAAAGACUUAUUCUGCAGCAAAGGAAAUCACCAUGUUUAUCUGAAGAAUCCCUCUCCCCUUUAAAAGAAGAAACUUCAACCAUUCCUAAGGCAUCUCAAGAGGAAAAUCUUAUUGCGCAAGAAAAACUGAUUCAGUGUACAACUGAAACUAUGAAAAUGGGUCCUCUAGCAAAUAUACCUGAAAGUUCAAUAUUGGAAGAGCCCCAGAGCAAAAAUCUUACUCAUCAAUCAUGCAGAUCACAUACUGAAAUUGAGAAAUCUUAUAUUGCUUCCAUUUCAGAACUCUCUUCUCCAGAAGUGAUCAAAAUUAAAAAUCAUCAUGUUCAGCAAAGAGUGGAAAAGAAAGGUGUGAUCUCGCCAUUAGAGAUAUCUGUCCUAUCAGAAGGGACAGUGGGCAAAAGCACUGAACUCCUUCCAAUUAAACCACAUGAUAAAGUAUAUGCCUCAUCUCUAGAAAAGACUUCAUUCUCGGAAGUGUGCAGAAGUAAGUCACACAAACAACAAAGCAGUGCACAGAUCCGGCUGGAGAGUUCUCAUUCAUCUAAGUUAUUAGAACCCACAAAAUCACCUGAAGUAAGAAUUGAAAAUAGAGAUGCAGAGAUCCCAAAGAGGAAGACUGCAGAACAGCACAGUUUUGGAAUCUGUAAAGAGAAGAGAGCUAGAAUAGAAGAUGAUCAGUCUAAUCGUAAUGCCCCAUUGACGAGUCCAUCUGAGAAAGAGCAGCCACCUAGAGAAGAGCCCCGAGUCCCACCCCUCAAGAUUCAACUUUCAAAAAUUGGGCCACCUUUUAUUAUCAAGAGUCAACCUGUUUCAAAACCAGAACCUAGGGUUUCCCAGAGUACAUCAGUCAGCAGCGGGAGGAACACUGGGGCUAGAACUCUUGCAGAUAUCAAGGCAAGAGCUCAGCAAGCUAGAGCCCAGAGAGAGGCUGCAGCUGCAGCUGCUGUGGCAGCAGCUGCAAGCAUAGUCUCUGGAGCAAUGGGGAGUCCCUGCGAAGGUGGGAAGACAAGAACACUGGCACACAUCAAGGAGCAAACAAAGGCCAAACUAUUUGCAAAGCAUCAAGCCAGAGCCCACUUACUCCAGACCAGUAAAGAAGCAAAGUCGCAGCUCAGUUCAAAGGAAUGUCCUUCGUCCGUAGAAACCUCGACUCCUUCUGACACAAAGAUUGAAGUUUCUACUGGUGUCAUUAUAGUUAAUCCUAACUGCAGGUCUCCUAGCAACAAGUCUGCUCACCUCCGUGAGACUAACACUUUACUGCAGCAGUCACUUAACACAGCUGCAUUGCCAGAAACUGCUACGGACGUAUCUGUGCACAGUUCUGAUGAAAACAUACCUAUGCCACAUUUGUGUGAGAAAAUUAUCUCAUCUACCUCCACUGAAAAUAACAAUGUGCCAGUGCUUUAUAGUAAAAAUUCAGUCCCUGCAUCUGUUUGCAGCACUGCUAUGUCGGGAACAAUUCAAGAACUUCCCUUUGCAAGUUCUCUUGAUAAAUCCUCUGUUUUAAUGUCUGUUGACAGUACAAACACAACGAUUUCGGCUUGUAAUGUAAACAUGCUGAAAUCCACCCAAGGGGUUGAUACUCCAUGCAUUGCCAUUGUACCAAAAUGUAUUGAUAACACUAUUGUUCCAGCCUCAAUAGACAGUACAGUCUUAUCAAAUUCAAGUGAUGAGAGAAGGUUGCCAGUAUCAAGUAGCAGUGCAAAUAAUGCAGUCUCCAGUCAAUAUACCACUGUGCCAACUUCAUCCAUUGCAAGUAAUUUGCCAAAUCAUCUCCCAGGUAGUUCUGUACUGAUUCCCCCAGUGGGGACUACUACUAGAUUUUCUUCUGAUAAGAUAGCCAUAACUGGAUGCAGUGAGCAAAGUACUGUAUCCAUUAACACUACUGUUAGAGCGGCUUUAAGCUGCAGUGAUGCGGCUGCAGUAGUAGAUUCUGUUGCAAGGCCACCCAUUUCAAUGUUUACUGGUAAUAUGGUGACAAUAAGUUCUUAUGACAACACUGCUAAAUUAAGUGCUGACAACUUGGAAAAAAGUUCUGGACCACGAAACCGAAUAGAUCUGUCCAGUAAAUCUCAGCCAGUGAGCUUUACACAAACAGCCAUGAACAGGUCUAUACCUUGUAAAGUCAUUGUUGACCACACUACAACAUUAAAUACCAAUUUGUCACUGGCUGCUUCCAUUGAAAAUGCAGAAAACAGCAUAGAUCUUCAGAGCAGACUUGUGAGGGCAGAAACUGCCUUACAAAAUAUAGCAUGUCCUCAGGUGUCUGUAAUAAGCAGGCCUGAAAUAGUCAGUAAUGAAAGCCUUGAGCACAGUUCCAGCUUCAUAACUGUUGCAGCAAAGCAAGAGGGCAAAACCUUGCAGGCAGCUUGUACAAGUCUUCAAGAAGUGCCUCUUACUCCUCAAGAUAAAUUAAUUGACGUUGUUGCCCCCGGCCAAGGUUUUGUGGAGCAGUUACGGGGUCCUUCAGCCUUUAAAAGUGAAGUAGAUGCUGCCUGUGUCAAUCAGUAUAACACUAAUAACAGAAUUUGCUGGCAUGAUGAAGAGGCAAUGCACACAGACCAGCCAAUGGUCAGCCAUCUUAACCCAAACAAGCAUAAAGAAUAUACAGAGCAAAACUGUUUAAAAAAUGUCAAAACUGAACCUUCAAGUUACACGCAAAUGUCAGAGAUGCAGUCAAGGAGUCUUAUGACAAGCAUCGCUGUUCCUGUUAAAUCAGAAACUACCGAAUCUGACAAGUGCUUUAGGAUGGACACUGAGGAUUUUACUGGACCUGAAAUGCCUAGCCAGACUGCAGAAAUAGCCACAAGUGCACAGCCAACACAGACCUCCAAGACAUCUGCUACAGAUUCCAUGGAGGACUCUUUGUCAUUGACGACAGAAACCCUAAAAAGAGUUACAAGUGCUGGAAGCUCUAGCUGUCGUUUGUCAUCAGUUGAGGCUAACAAUCCUCUAGUGACACAGUUACUGCAAGGCAACCUGCCUUUGGAAAAAGUGCUGCCGCAGCCCAGAUCAGGAGCCAAACUAGAAAUUAACAGGCUUCCCUUGCCUUUGCAAACUACCUCAGUGUGUAAAACAUCAGCAUCUGAGAGAAGUAUGGUUGAAAAUCCUUCCAGCUCACCCAAUCCAGAUGGUAAAGGAUUUACAGCAGGCAGCAUAGCCCCACUACAAAUUAGAAAGCGUGAAAACCAUCCAAAAAAGCGGAUGGCCAGGACUGUGGGGGAGCACACUCAAAUGAAAUGUGAGCUUGGGAAGGUAUCAAUGGACACAGAUGUUAAAGUGGCUCCUUGUGUGAUCAGUUCCAACAUGAAUCAACUAGGGCAUGGUCAGCCAUUUAAACAAGAGUGGCUGAACAAACAUGCAGUUCAGAACAGAAUUGUUCACAGUCCAGAGAUCAAGCAGCAGAAAAGGCCACUGCCUUCAUGCAGUUUCCAACAGAACUUAUUUCACAUUGACAAAAACGGCAGUUUUCAUGCAGAAGCUAGUACCUCACACAGACAGCAUUUUUACCAAAUGUCCAUGGCUGCAAGAGGCCCCAUUCCUACGGCAGCUUUGUUGCAAACUACUUCAAAAGUCCCAUCUGUCUGCAAUGCUUUUGCUUUCAGUAGGCACCUGGAACAGAAGGGUUUGGGAGAGGUCAGUAUUUCUGCAGCAGCUCACCAGCUGAGGCUAGGAAGUGUUUUUUCCCCUAAUAUUCAAAUUAAGGAAGGAGAUGACAUUGCUAGUGCCUCACAAACUCUCCAGAAUAAAACAUUAGUGCAUCCUCCUCCUCCUCCCCCUAUUCCAAACGCAGAAGUCCCAUCUGAUCAAAAACAACAGACAGUUACUAUGGAAACCACUAAAAGACUUAGUUGGCCUCAGCCAGCAAGCAUCUGUAGCAAUAUAAAAUCUGAACCUGUUUCUUUUGAGGAAGGUUUAAGCAGCAGCUGCGAACUAGGCAUAAAACAAGCUUCGUACGAUCAGAAUGAAGUAAAAGAACAGUUAAAAGCAUUUGCAUUAAAAAAUGCAGAUUUCUCUUCCUAUUUACUUUCUGAGCCACAGAAGCCUUUUACCCAAUUAGUGACUCAGAAAAUACAAACGCAGCACCCACAGCAGCAGCAGCUCUGUGGAAGUUAUCCAACUAUACACUUUGGUAGCACAAGCUUCAAAAGGGCAGCAUCUGCGAUUGAAAAAUCUAUUGGAAUUUUGGGAAGUGGCUCAAAUACUGCUACAGGUCUGUCUAAUCAGAACGUUCCGAUUCCGGUUCAGAAAUUUGCUGACAGCAGCAAUGCAGAUGAACUGGAACUGAAAUGCUCUUGCAGGCUGAAAGCCAUGAUAGUGUGCAAAGGCUGUGGAGCCUUCUGCCAUGAUGACUGCAUAGGCCCUUCAAAACUGUGUGUAGCUUGUUUGGUUGUACGGUAGAAACUGAGUCAAAGAUGCAGUAUCCCUUCUCAGCAUGGGAGAACAGAACAAAGAAGUGGAGAAAUUGUAACAUUUUAGGCCAUUUUUUUUUCUGGUGAUGCUUUGUUUCAGAAUUUAGUUAUUUCUGCUUGCAUGACAUUCCCUGGAAAGAAGAAGAAACCGUUAGAAUUUCUUUUAAAAAAAUAACAAACUUGUUACUACGCUACUAUGAGCUUCCUUGCUGUCUAAAAGAAAAGGUAUUAACAUGUCAUUCCUAGCUUCUAUUUAUUUGCACAAAGUGCAGCACACUAUUUCCCCACUUAUCUAUUGUGAUAGCAGACCCUAUAGGUUAGGAAUAACAGGUUAGUUGUAUUCUCAUGAUUUCUAACUGCAGGGGUACUGCAAGUGCGGAGAUAACAAGAUGACUAACAAAUUGAGUAAAGACUGCUUUGGGUAAAGUAGCUUGGUGUUCUGUUACAAAUCACCUUCAGAGCUACUAAAUUGACUUGCAAUUUUUCUAAUGAUUGCUUUCUUGAACCCACCUUUACCAUCCAUAACUUAUAGACAGUCAACCUAACAAAAGAAGGAGAGACUUUAGACAGAUUUAAUUAAAGGAGUUUGCUCACUUCUACACAAAGCAUUAUGGAGGUAAGGUUUUAAUUGUCAGCUGUUCUUGUUGAUUCCCUGAGAAUUAGAUUUGUAAAUGUGGUUUGAUUAGCUGGACCAUGUCUAGAAUCUUCUUGGCUUUAAUGGAGUGUAGAGGAAGUAACGACUUCUCUUAGAGAACUGAGCAACCUCUCCUUUUCCCUCUUCCCCAAACCUCCCCUGUACACCUAUUGAGCUAUCUAUCCCAAACACAUAUAUGGGUCAGGUCUAGGUAACAAACAGAUUCUGGAUUUCAAUAGCAUUUCCAUGGCCUAAGGUUGAUCCUAAGGUAUAACUAAUGAUUUGAGGACGGAUUAUAAUUGUGUGUUGAGCUGAAUAGUAGAAAAUCAGUUAUUUCCCCUCCUAUAUGAUUUACUAUCUGUUUAAAUAUGUUUAAGUUUUGACUUUUUUAAAAACUUAUUUUCAAAAAUGACUUAACACUACCUUUUUUUGUUAAAGAUUUCAGACCACUUGUAGUAUCUUUUGGAGAGUUGGGAGUAAAGAGGUGUUUUUUUUAAAAGGGAUACUGCAUCUUUUAAAUAAUCUUCAGUAUUUAUCCAGUACUGUAUUUAUGUUGAGGACUACAGCUGCAUUCCAGAUGCAUUAGUCACCAUAGCAUGAGAGGACAACAGCAGUAAUUUUGGGGCCCUGUCCACCUAAAAGAAAAAUAUUAUAAAGGGAUAAAGCACAUGCAGCUGUUGGGGACAGGAAAAAAUCUUGCUGUUGUUUUUUACUCCAGAUUCAAGAACACAAUGUGCAGUACGAGUACCCCCAUAUGCUGACAUGCGGCUAACAACACAAACAAAUAUGAGCAUAGAGAGCAAUGUAAUUUUUACCAUUGCAGUAGAACCUCACUAAUGCAUACACCUUACCAUCUGCACAAAAAACAGACAUUCUCUCCCUAGUUCUCAGUGAAACAUGUAAUAGCAGUGAGUUGAGGUCUCGUACUCCUCAGAUUUUAGUAUUUAUACAAAACAUAUAACACUACACAUUUACUUGUAUAUCCUGAAGUAUUAACAUGAACAAUAAAACUGUCAAAUGAAAAAAGUACACUAUAUGAUCCAUUAUACUUGUUUAUUUAUGAUCUUUUCUUGCUUAGUAAUUUAUAAUUAUUUAAUUUAUCAUCGGUCUCCCUGGCAUCAGUGCAUAUUAGUGAGGUUCUACCGUAUAUGCAAAUCACAUUUAUUUUCUUUUGGGACCAUUUUCACAAACAUAAAAUAUACUAUUCCUUUUGAUUGUCUUUAAAAAUUCGUUGGAACGUUGUAGGAAGUACAUUCCUGCCAUAAGAAGUUCUGUGGUGCAACUAGAGUUCUGUUUUACUGAAGUAGUGACAUCUAAGUAUUAAUUUUUGACACCACGUGAUCCAAAGCUAUUAACGAUUCCAUUAACAAAAUUGUUGCUGAUACAGUAAUAUAUUUUCUGUAUACAAAAGCACUCCUUUAUGAAAGGUGAAAAUCCCACAGAUUUUCCACUUUUUCAAGCCUUUCUGUGGAAUGAAAAACAAACUAAAAAUAAACAGUUGAAAAGUAAUUUCCAGUGGUAUGCUGAUGGCUACCCAAAUGGGAGCUAUGAUGGUCACAUGGGUAAACAUGAGUAUAUUGUAGUCAUGCAUACCAAACCAUAUUUAAGGAAACUUCUGUAUUGGACUUAUAUCCUAUUGCAUUUACAUAUGGUAGAGGUAGAAUUUAUUCCCUUAAAUAAACAGAUUGGCCAGUUCUUAGAAUCAUGAUAACCUGUGUUUAUAUGAACCCUCUGAGAGCUGGGAAUCUUUUUACUUCUGGCUCAGAAUCCCUUGUCCACAGCAUGUAUCAGUAUCUGUUUUUACUUGCAACUUGAAAUAUAUUCUACCCAUGACUGACAUGGUAUUGAAAGAAAAUGCAGCAUCCAAAAAUAUUUUAUUUUGAAUGACGGAUGAGGGAGUAAAUAAUAUGAUAUAAUAUGAAUUCAUGUCAAUGGCAUCUUUGUACUGUGGUUGCAGUUUGCAUAUUUGAGAUAAGAUAAAAUGUUAUAUAAAACUGCUUUGGACAAAAUGAUGCUAAAUAAUAUAACACAAUUGGCCAAACCCCUUCAUGGUGCUGCCAUUGCACUGAUUUCUAUUUGACAUCAGUGGAGUUGCUUUAGGAAUGAAUUUGACCCACUAUUUAGAAACAUCUGGUGAGUGAUGUAAGUGAUUUAUAGCCAUGGUGUAAAAUUCCAAAAGCACCUAACUGAUUUAGGAGCCUGAGUCUCAUUGAUUUUUAAUUUGAAAAUGGGACUUACGUUCCUAAAUCAUGCAGGUGCUCUUGAAAAUGGUACCCACCUAUGGGCUUGUCUACAUUACCGGUUCGGUCGACGGGCAGCGAUUGAUCCAGCGGGGGUCAAUUUAUCACAUCUAGUCUAGACGCGAUAAGUCGACCACCGAGCGCUCUCCCAUCAACUUCGGUACUCCUCCAGGGCGAGAGGCGCAGGAGGAGUCGAUGGGGGAGCGUCAGCCAUCAACAUACCAGUGAAGAUACUGCGGUAAGUAGAUCUAAGUAUGUCAACUACAGCUAUGUUAUUCAUGUAGCUGAAGUUGCAUAACUUAGAUUGAUUCCCCUUGCCCCCUUAGUGUAGACCAGGCCUAAGAUUAUAACUGAAUUUUGGAUUGCUCCUGGUUUUGUCUAAUUUUGUCCCAAUUUCAAUCCCCAUGUCAUUCUGGUUUGUUAGUGAUCGUGCAGUUUGCACUGUUGAACAUUUAAGGUUUAUGCACUGAAAAGUGGUGAGAAUAAGCAUUACUUAAGAAGACACCUCUGUGUGUUUGCGUGUGUCAGUCCAUCCAUCCUUCCUGCAGGAAUAAUUUACACAUGCAUUUUUGGAAAAUAUCCAAAGUUUUUUCCCUAGUUGCAGCACUUUUGGGAGAGAGGAAGAAAUACUUUUGUGCUCCUUCCUUCCUUUUUUUUUAAUCUGCUUAUUUUUGAGGUGUGUCGUUAACAUUAGGGCAUUUGUAGUGUGUAUGUUUGUCUGUUCCUGUGCAGAACUAAUUUUCCAGUCAGAAAUUCCCAUAGUUGAAAUAAUAUAAAAAAAAUUGGUGAACUGGGCACUUCAUUUCAGCAUUAUGUUUACCUGCUGAGGUUUAGCACGUGAAAUGAAUUAACGUAAAAAUAAGGUUGAGCCAUAAAGCAGAAUUAUAUCCCUUUUCCUGAUGAGGGCUCUGUGUUAGAGUAAGCUACAGAAUGUUCAUAUUUUUUUAGGGUCCUGGAAUUCCUUGCACAGUUUAUAAACUGGUGCAUAUGGUGCUUUGUAAUGCAGUUUCUGAAGUAAAAUUAUCUUAUGCUGCACCUCCCUUCCCCUUACAAACACACGCACAAUUUCAGAAUAGUUAUUGUAGCCUCUGGUUUAGCAGUUUUACCAAGGUGUGGUGAAGUACCAGGAUGAACACUCAAAAGCUCAAAAAUGUCAUCUAAAGGGAUCAUCUUAGCUGACACGUGCGAACGGCCCUGCUUUAAACACUGAAUGACUUUCUACAGUUUUGUGAAAGCAGCACAGCAGUUUUUUCUGUGUUUCUGUAGGACUUUGGGGGAAAGCAAAAAAUAAUAUUCGGUGUGGAUAAUCAUGGACCUGUGUAGCUAAGUGUUUCUGAAUCUAAAAAUCCUGUUGUCUUCAGUAAUCAUGCUUUUGUCACUGUAAAACCAACAAAAACAUUUUUAGUCUAAUUUAAAGGAGCUGCUUCUUUUAUAGCACAUAAUAUUUCGCUUUGUACUAUAUUUGAUAGUUACAGAAUAAUUUAGUCUGUAGAAUAACUUUGUCGUAUUUGUACUGUUCAUGAAUGUUACAAGAAAAGUGCUUUACUUUGUUGCCAUAAUUCUCUUGUACUGCUGUAAAAUAUUUCUUCUGCUUUACAGAAACCUAACUCAAUUCACAAUUUCAGUACAGGGUUUUUUGUGUUUUUUAUUUUGGUUUUGUUUUUUUUUAAUUUGUCAGUAUUUUGAAUGUUUACAUCUGUUUGACAUUAGCCAUUCAAUGCCUUUUUAGGGCAGUAUUACUCCUGGAGUGUAACAGCAAUUUGAAAUCAACCCAUAUUUAACAUGCAUGAGAAACACAGAUUUAAGGGGGAAAUCCCUAACAUGCAUAGAUUUUUUUUUUAUCAACAUAUGGAGAAGUAAAAACCCUCCUUCAAUCCUCUACCAAAGAAAACAUUAUUCCCACAGGACAAGCUCAGAAGUGGUUCUCUGAAUCCUCGGAAGGGGGAGUAGUUGAUUUCAGUGAGGUUACUACAAUUUAAUACUGUUAUGCUUGCUUUGUUACCUGACUAAAUGUGACUGAGUGCAAGAAGCAUUUUAACAAUUUUUUUUAAAGACAGUGUUUUCUUUAGAAAUCAGGGAUCAUGCUUUCUUUAAUGGUGCUCUUCAUUUUUUAUUUAAAAAAACAAAAACAAAAAACAUUUGUUGCCUACAAAAAUGACCACUCACAAAACCAUAAAUUAAAUACAUUGAGUUGUCUCCAUAUUUUCUCUCUUCUCCCUCCCCUUUUUCCCUUCCUGCUCCCCCGAAAAUAACAACAUGGGCUUCAAUAUUAAACUAUUCUGGAAAAAAAUAAAGAGAUAAAAUAUA
Molecule: messenger RNA, 12254 nt
Organism: Mauremys mutica (yellowpond turtle)
Lineage: Eukaryota; Metazoa; Chordata; Testudines; Geoemydidae
Gene: ASXL3
Product: ASXL transcriptional regulator 3
Exons: 15
Coding region: 553-7062 (2169 amino acids)
Biological process (GO): animal organ morphogenesis; positive regulation of transcription by RNA polymerase II
Cellular component (GO): PR-DUB complex
Molecular function (GO): peroxisome proliferator activated receptor binding; chromatin binding; DNA binding
Source: RefSeq, a predicted model, not a curated record